This is a messenger RNA of Alnus glutinosa, 1366 nucleotides long. Its product is annotated as transcription factor bHLH96-like. The transcript is spliced from 5 exons. Gene Ontology annotation, biological process: regulation of transcription by RNA polymerase II. NCBI's taxonomy places the organism in Eukaryota, Viridiplantae, Streptophyta, Magnoliopsida, Fagales, Betulaceae. Gene Ontology annotation, molecular function: RNA polymerase II cis-regulatory region sequence-specific DNA binding; DNA-binding transcription factor activity, RNA polymerase II-specific; protein dimerization activity. The coding region runs from base 315 to 1262 and encodes 315 amino acids. The record is from RefSeq and is a predicted model, not a curated record.
UCUCCCAACCGCCGGUCAACUCCCAGGGGAUUCAUUGACUGAUGGUUCCCGGCCUAGCCAUCGAUUUCUUGCCCGAUUAAUCGAAACAUCUUUUGAAUGAAAGCUAUUCAUGUAAAUAUAUCACUUUCCCUAUCAGACCCUUGACCUUCGAUCCUUGCCAUAUUAAACCCACUUACCAUAUAUAAGGACGGCAAUCCUAUAAGUAAAGGAGACGAACCCUAUUUUGAGGUAUUCUUGGCUAUACUACCGGUGUACGGUUAACUGUAUGAAUAAAGAUUUGGGAGCUUUAAUUAAGUUGCUCUGUACUCUUAAACAUGGCGUUAGAAGCAGUGAUUUACCCACAAGAUCCAUUCAGUUAUGGCUGUGCUGACUUUUACUCCUUGGGAGGAGGAGCUGCUUGGGGCUAUGACCUUGCUUUGCAGCAAGAAGAAGAAGAUAAAGCUCUUCUUGGGAUUCUUGACCACAAAAAAACACAGCAAGGCCUCCAUGCAGACUGGGAUUCCUCAUCUCCUUCGAUUAUGCAGAAUUUUAAGGAGAGCGAUCACAAUUCUUCCCCUGAGGCCUGCGCCGAUGAUCAAUCUUUUACCGGAGAAAUUCACCCGCCCUCGGCAACGCCAACAACAGGUCGGCGCAAGCGACGGCGCACGAAGAGCAGCCGGAACAAGGAGGACGUCGAGAACCAGAGGAUGACCCACAUUGCCGUUGAGCGCAAUCGCCGCAAACAGAUGAAUGAGUAUCUUGCUGUGCUCCGCUCCUUGAUGCCACCUUCUUAUGUUCAAAGGGGUGACCAAGCGUCCAUAAUAGGAGGCGCAAUUAAUUUCGUGAAGGAGCUAGAGCAGCUGCUACAGUUCAUGGAGGCCGCCGACAAGAGGACAAAGCAAGAACCAGACUCUUGCGGCUCUUCUUCGCCCUUGGCCCAGUUCUUCAUCUUCCCACAAUACUCAACGCGUGCCACAGCAAACGAAUCCAUGGCGGACAGUCAGUUGGCCGCGGCGGACAUAGAAGUUACGAUGGUGGAGAGCCACGCCAACCUCAAGAUACUCUCAAGGAAACAGCCCGGGCAGCUCUUGAAGAUGGUGACCGGGUUUCAAUCCCUGAGGCUCACGAUUCUCCACCUGAAUCUUACCACAGUUGAUCAAAUGGUCCUCUAUUCGGUUAGCGUGAAGGUUGAAGAAGGGAGCCAGUUGAACACGGUAGAUGAAAUAGCUGCGGCUGUUAAUCAAAUGCUACGAAGAAUGCAAGAGGAAGCUGCUUUCACCUGAAAAUUGAAACCGCUGCUACUUUUUAUUUAUUUAUUUUCUUUUCCUUAAUUUCUUUGUAAUUGGAGUUCUCUCCCUCUCAGAAUGACUGGACUAUUCUUGUUUUA